AUGAGAUCGGACUGGGCGCAGAAACACGGCGCCUUCAAGUGGGCGACAUUCUCCUCCUCCUCCUCGUCGUCGUCGUCUCUGCCGUCGAAGGGACAUAAACUGAGGCUGAAGUUACCCCGGGUGUGGGGCGCUAACCCCAGGCGUGGCAGCGCCCCCUCAACCACGGAGGCAAAUGUGCCAACAACACAAGUAGAAGUGGAAACAGCGCCGCCGACGCCAGAACCGGCACCGCCAAUGACCUUUGAGCAGCACCUUUCAUCUCUGCGCCUGAGCGAAGCGGGCCGCAUGCUGCUGCUUAGAGAGGAGCGACUGUUCGGUGAGGAUGCCACCGACGGAUGGCGGGCGGAGGAGACGGCGGCCCUGAAGGCUGACCGGCUGGCCUUAGAGGAGGUGGUGCUGCGAACGCUCAGGAGCUCCCUGGAGCCUGCCGCGGAUGUAGACGUGCUAGCAUCGGCCGUGGCCUUUGUGCAGCAGGAGGAGGAGCAAGACCGCCUCUGGGAAAGGCGCGGGGGCAUGUUGCCGCCCUGGAGGCUCAGCGGCUGGAGGAAAAUGCACAACGAUACACUACAACAGAUGGUGGAGGAGCGCUUGGAGGCCCCGCAAACACCCCUCGCUACGCCCCCGAAGGGCCAGUCGUCCAUCCAAGCAGACGUGCACGGGGCGGGGCGGCGGCUGAGGCGUGACCUUCAGAUAGUGGCGGAGCGGGUCAAGGCAUGCUACCCGCAGCACUUUCGCAUCUGCCAGCUGUACGCCGCCUCCUACCACCGUGGCGUCAGCUCUAGGCUGAGAAGGUUGGCCGACUUCGGACUGGACGACCAGGACUGCACUUUUCUGUUACACUGGGUCAAUGAUUUCUACCCAAGAUUGCUUGAAGAUCCUCAGCUGGAGAUCAACAUGGAAGUGCUUGAACCGCUCCUACCUGAAGAGCUCCUUUCACCUCUGGAGGAACAAUACCUCGGUAGACAAGAGAGGGAGCUGAGCACGUACAUGGGAAGUGUCUUGGACGAGGCUCGGGCGGCCUGGAACAAAGGGCAGCAGCCGCCCGUGGAAGACGGGUGUUUUGUCAGUCACACAGCCUAUGACAUCAUUCAGAUUGUCAACGGCAUGGUGAGUAGGGCUGAGAAGGUGCUGGGUGACCUACGGAAGGCUCAGCCAUUGACAUGUCAGCUGCAAGACUUUCUGCACAGUUUCCAAACUUUCCAGGCUGACGUCAUCAAAUACGACAAAGCUAACACCGCGGCCUACGUCAAAGCCAACCUCGGCUGUGUGGCAGACUUCAGGGACUUUGUGAUAAGCAGGCGGCGUUUGUUCCCGGAAGAAGUGCUCCAAAACUGCCUGAGCAUUCUUACGGACAUGAAAGGCAGUGCGCAUGAGUACCUGCUGGCUCCGGUGCGCAAGAACCUCAAGCCGCACUUUAGGAAACUCUUCAGCCAAGAUUGGUUGAAGAAUUCCACACUGGAGAAGCUGCAGUCUGGCCUGGACCAAGAGAUUCUUCGGCUCCGGGGCCUGCCUGAAUCCCGGCGCCAGGAGCUGAUCGGUCAGAUGCACCGAGUAGUGUCGACAGAGUACGUUCGCAGGCUUCUGAAGGGCAAGCUCAGGUUGAAGGAUAAGCAGCAACAGCAGAAGGCCGCUGCCAACGUGGAGGACGACGCACACGCUUUGCAAUGCUUCUUCAGCACGCAUGGCUCGGAGGAGGUGGGGCUUGCGGACGUUCUUAGCAUGAUGGCAGAAGUUCUCAAACUACAGGAUCUCCCCGCCAUCCAGUGCCAAGUGGCCUCGCUGGCUAGCGCUUUCCCCGAUUUCAGUGAGGAACACGUGCUGGCUUUGCUAAAGCUGAAGGGCAACCUCGGCAGGGAGGAGCGGAACAGCGUCAAGGCCGUCCUGUCAGAGAUUCCAAAGAGUUCCGCCCAAUCGCAGCCCUUUUUCUCAUUGGUGCAGCUCAAAUAG
Molecule: messenger RNA, 1947 nt
Organism: Nerophis lumbriciformis (worm pipefish)
Lineage: Eukaryota; Metazoa; Chordata; Actinopteri; Syngnathiformes; Syngnathidae
Source: RefSeq, a predicted model, not a curated record